Messenger RNA from Ornithodoros turicata, 3492 nucleotides. RefSeq names its product zinc finger C4H2 domain-containing protein-like. Gene Ontology annotation, cellular component: nucleus. Bases 161 to 862 code for a protein of 233 amino acids. Gene Ontology annotation, biological process: positive regulation of neuron differentiation. The transcript is spliced from 5 exons. The record is from RefSeq and is a predicted model, not a curated record. Lineage: Eukaryota; Metazoa; Arthropoda; Arachnida; Ixodida; Argasidae.
AUCCAAUGUCAUCCAAUCCAAAAUUCCCUCGCUCGCUCUCGCCACUCGCAUCCAUUUGUGUAAAUAUUUGUGUGUUGAAUGUAUACACGCCUGAUCCUUUUGUCGAGGGUGUGUUUAAGGGCUCGGAAUCAGUGCUGCCCUAGAAAAUUCAAGACAAAGCAUGGCUGAUGAAGUUGUAAUCAUGGGGAAGUUAGAAUGCUUGAAAGAAAUAAGGGGACGAACAGUGCAGAUGGAAAAACUGAAGUCUCGCCUACGCACAGAAGUAGAAUCAACCGAGAACGAAGAGCGUUGUCUGCAAGAGUACAGACACGAGAUGGAACUACUCUUGCAGGAGAAAAUGGCUCACGUCGAAGAACUGCGACAAAUCCACGCAGAUAUCAAUGUGAUGGAGACUGUGAUAAAGCAGUCAGAGGAAGAACGAAACCGUCACCUUGAUGGAGCAAAGCAGCUUCAUCAUGAAUACAAACCAGUGAAGGAGCUUGUAGAUCGACUCAGGCUUGAGAUCGGCCUUCCCAAGCUGCCUGAACUGCACGAAGAAGAUCGCACUUUCAAGCCAGAGUUUUUUGAGAAGCAGAAAACGGAAUGGCAGCACACACACAGCGGUGGAGGUGGAGGAGAAGUGCCCGAAGCGGCCCUGCCCCCGUCCCUUGCCUUAGCAGUGCAGCAGCUGGGGCCCGCUGGACGGAGCAAGGCCCUUGCCGAGCGUCCUCAGCCCUCUGCUUUCAGGCAGCAGCCACCCCCCAUGAAGGCAUGCUUGUCUUGCCAUCAGCAGAUCCAUCGCAAUGCCCCCAUCUGUCCCCUCUGCAAGGCAAAGAGUCGUUCGAGGAAUCCGAAAAAGCCGAAACGCAAGCUCGAAGACUGAAGUAUCAUCAGGUGUAUUGCGUAUGUUUAAGUGCAAAAGGGACAUUAAGGUACAAAAAUUUCACGUAGCGUAAUGAAAGAUUACGUUGAUGCCGCAUGCGGCGUUGAUGAAGAUGCGGAAUGAAAGGGCGUAAGUUGCAGAUUGUCUCAACCAUAAGUCACGAGCUGCACAACGGGCGUCCUUUGGUGGUGUUGCCACAGGUAACAGAAUCUUUCAUUCCACGCCGAGAAAUUUUUGCGCUUUAGUGCCCCUUUAAUCUUCACGUUGUACCGUAUUUUCAUUUUGUACAGCUUUUCCUACUUCUAAGGAAAUGCCAUUUCAUAAUGUAGCUGAAAGUUGAUGCUGUCAUAAUCCAGCACGUGCUGCACAUAAUAAUGCAAGUUUGGAACGCAUUCUCCACAGAGCAAUGCAUGUUGUAACAGUGACAUGUUUGGUGAACAGUUGUUUAGUCCCCUGUUUUGGUUGUGUGCUACUCCAGCAAGUUCUUAUCAUGUAAGCAUGUAGAUUGCUUUUCAGAGUUCACUGCUCCUCUCAUCCUGCUAUGUUGCAUCACAUAUGUAAUGUCCAAAAAUGUUAGUGUAUGGUGUUGCCUCAUGUCUAUUACAAUUGUCAUUCCUUGACAGUUCUUUCAUGUGGCCAAGCAGUUUUUAUGGCAACCCGCCACACGUAGAGUAUCUCUGUUCGGUAAUCACACGUAGCAGAGGGUGACAAGACAUCGUAAUUCUUGAUAAUGUCACACAGAUACGAGUGAGCGUCAUAACGCACAUCAUGUUGUGUUGUUUGAGAAACAUGUUUUGGAAAUUCUUUUCACUGGAACGUAUAGUCAUGCCUUGAUAAUAUAACGAUGAAAAAAUGGCUAGGAAGCAAGUGAGCUGGUGUGUUUUACAUUAUGCAUUGAUAAUAUAAUAUGUAUCCCCUCUAGAGUCAACAAUACCGUUCUGAUAUCUGUGGUGAAUUAACUGUUUUCUAACCACAUAACUCUUGGCUAUGUUGAAAAAGCCUCCGAUCAUGAGCUGUGUUACAUCAGUCAAUAUUGAAAGUAGAAUAACUAAAUUAAGUAUACUAAGGCCCGGUUUAACCACCGCUGGUUAAUUUUGAACUGGGAUUAAGGGCUGCUAAAACUUUAAGCUAGCACUCAAUUCUUCUUUACAAACCUUAGUUGUUGAUAUGAUGCUUUAGUGAAGCAGAGUUAAGUGUUAAAUUCAAGUUAAGGGACUGUUGAUCUCGUUGGUGAAACCGGGCCAAAGAGCUGCAGGUUUUAGCUCCAUGAAAUCACUAUAAUUUGGUGCAAAGGUGAACCAAUGUUUGUCAAUCAACCUCGUCCCACUUGUCUAUCGGUUUUGUAAAUUACUUGGCCUAAGAACCUUAAGCGACUAAGUUACCUAAGUGAAUGCGAAAAGGAAUAGGUAUCAAAAUAGGCGAUAAGCGACAAUUAAGGGAACAAAACGAAUAAGUGACAAGAUGCAGACAGAGAAGGCCCCUUUCUUGCUAAGUUGCAUUGCAUGUUGCAUUAGGAUGGAUGUGGCUGGUGCAAUAGUACAUUGUCCUUGGUGGAUAUGUUUGCAGUGUGCCUACCUACCGACCUUGAGGUUGUGGGUUCAGACCCUGCCGAGGGCGCUGGGAACUUGGUGGCCAGCUGCUUAACCAGUUGCUGAUACACACUGCUAAGUAGUACGAAAAAGAUUUUGGUGCACAUCAACGCAUACCAACCGCUGUGGCGUCGCUCAUGAUCAUAAUUGUCUUACGGCUUAAAACCACAAAUUAUCACAAUUAUGUUCGGCAGGAGCUUUACUAUUAAGAUCGAAUCUACUAUUUUGUGAAAGUCCCAGUAAUACAGCAAUUCUUUGUCACUAUUCCUCAGCGCUAGUUCAUUAUAUUGGAUGUUCACCGACUUGCCUAUUUUGUUACUUUGAUUUUAAAAAAUAAGCAAACUGCAAAAAGUGCUGGACAAAAGUUUAUGGAACAUGCUCCGGCGCAUCUCUUCCUCGUAACAUGCUAGCAGCGAAUGGUACCAUACGGACUUAGACAUGUGCGUAGGUAACCCAGUUACCUGUUCGCAGGUGCGUAGGGUGCCAUUCGCUGCCAGCGUGUCGCUCUCGGGAAGGAAUGCACCGGAGCGUAUUCCAUGAACUUUUGUCCAGCACUGUACAGUGACAUUAUCGCACCGAUCUCUAGUUAUGGUGAUUUGUGUGCAUGGUUGAAAUGUUGUGUAUUGUCACUGUGUCUACUUGUUAUCUGAUCUUAUUAUUAUCAGAGACUGUACCAAAGAAGGUUGAUGUGUUGCAUUCUUAAAAUGCGUGUUCUAUAGCAUUCCACUUUAUUUCCACGCAUUUCGUAAUUUAUCCGCAGCUUGGCAACUUUGACACAGUUUGCAUUUUGAGGUGUUGUGCCAUUUGACAUAUAGCAAGCUAAAAUAUACAUUCUUGUGGAAAUUUGGCUGAAUAUACUAGACUGGUGUUUUUCACCCCCUAAAAUUGGGGCAUAAAACGAUGCUUUCCCAGGCUUGACCCUAAAACACGGGGUCAUAAACCUACUGUUCCUAGGAAAUAGACGUUGGUCCUUAUUUGUGAUACAGCAAUUUCCGUUUUUACAUUGUAGAAAAGGCAGAAUAAAGUGUUUUGUGCCUCAAA